Molecule: messenger RNA, 1458 nt
Organism: Fibroporia radiculosa
Lineage: Eukaryota; Fungi; Basidiomycota; Agaricomycetes; Polyporales; Fibroporiaceae
Exons: 8
Coding region: 1-1458 (485 amino acids)
Biological process (GO): transmembrane transport
Molecular function (GO): transmembrane transporter activity
Source: RefSeq, a predicted model, not a curated record
AUGCCGCGCCAGCAACGGGACGAUUCGCCCGACGAGGAGACUGCUCUCUUGUCGGGCUCCAAGACGACUCGCAAGGAGGCUCGCCCUAUAACCCCACUUCCUAAGCUGCAGAUCGGAAUCCUCUUGCUGCUACAGCUAGCGGAACCUAUUAGUUCACAGUGCAUAUAUCCAUUCAUUAAUCAGCUUGUCAGUGAAUUAGACAUUACCGGUGGAGAUGAGAGAAAAGUAGGAUAUUACGCCGGGCUGAUUGAGUCCGUCUUCUUCUUGACCGAGGCCAUGUUUGUCAUGCAAUGGUCUCGUAUAUCGGACUAUGUUGGACGGAAGCCCGUCUUACUGAUUGGAAUGGCGGGUCUUUGUAUCUCGAUGAUAUUCUUCGGUCUCUCCAAGACAUUCUUGCAACUGAUUAUCAGUCGCUGUAUUGUUGGGGCGUUGAAUGGAAACAUUGGCGUCGUUAAGAGCAUGGUUGCAGAGUUGACUGAUUCCACAAACAUGGCGCAAGGUUUUGCCUUGAUGCCAGUCGUUUGGUCUGCGGGAGCGACUAUCGGACCAUUCAUUGGAGGCCAAUUGGCCAAACCACAUGACAGAUGGCCGCACCUUUUCACCAAUCGCUUCUGGAAAGAGUAUCCAUACUUCCUCCCGUGCUCCGUGUCUGCUGCCUUCUCCGCACUCACCAUCGUGAUCAUCUCGCUCUUUUUAAAAGAGACCGUUCAGAAACAGCCCAAGAAGCAGAAGCAAAAAUCUGUCCGCCUCUUGGUCGAAGAUAGUGUAGACCUACGAGAGGAAGCGCUGCAGACCCCCGCGCCUCUGCGUGCACUGCUCAUAUGGCCAGUAUUGCUCUCGGUCGCAAAUUACGGUUCACUCGCGCUCCUCGACAUGAUUUACCGCGCGAUCCAGCCGCUUUUCUUCUCAACACCAAUCGAGUUCGGCGGGCUGGGCAUGACACCUGCACGGAUUGGGACUGUGCUCGGUGCGUUCGGGCUCCUGAAUGGCGGGAUCCAGGCAUUAUUUUUCGCGCGUUCGGUGCGUCGCUGGGGCCCGAAGCGCGUCUUCAUGGUUGGCAUGUCGUCAUUCGUCGUGCUCUUCGCUCUGUUCCCUGUCAUGAACGCCAUCGCGCGGGCGUCGGCGGGCGUGACCUCGCUCGUGUGGGCGCUCGUCUUUCUUCAACUCCUGACGUCAGUGGUGAUGGACAUGUGCUACGGGUGCGUCCUGAUAUACGUCGCGUCCUCUGCCCCGAACAGACGAUCGCUGGGCGCGACGAACGGGAUCGGGCAGCUUGUUGCGUCGCUCGUGCGUGCGAUCGCGCCUGCAUCUGCGACGUCGCUCUUUGCGCUGUCCGUGGAGCACAACUGGCUCGGCGGGUACGCGGUGUACCCCGUCCUAAUCUGCCUCUCAUGCCUACUCUUCACGGUAUCGACGUAUCUCCCUUCCCACGCGUGGAACGACGAGGACCACCGCUGA